CGUCGCAAAAUAUUCAAAUGAGCAGCUGUUGAAAGCCCUCCAAGCGGUCAAAAAUGGUUCAACACAAUUUGCUGCUGCUAAAACGUACGGUGUUCCAAGAUCAACUCUGCACAAUAAAAUAUCCGGCAAGUCAAAGAUUGGUAAAAAAUCUGGACCUGGAACUGUUUUAUCGUGCAAGGAGGAGAAGUGCAUUGAAAAUUGGUUGAUUUGUUUGGCGGAACGGGGCUUUCCAGUCGUUAAACGGCAGCUUUUGCGCUCAAUUCAGCUUUAUUUGAACGCGAAUAAACGAAACACUCCAUUUUGCAACAAUUAUCCUGGGCGAAAGUGGUAUAAAAACUUCCUGAAGAGACAUCCGAUCAUUGCAAAAAGACUCGCACAAAAUCUCAUCAAAUCACGAGCUGCUGUAACUGAAAAUCAACUGAAAACUUGGCAUGCAGAAGUACGCAAGUACUGUGAAGAGCACAGCCUUUUGGAAGCGCUCAAUGACCCAAUGCGUGUUUUCAACAUGGACGAAAAAGGAUUCAUUUUAUCACCGAAAAACGAAGUGGUCUUAGCCAAGCGUGGUCAAAGGGCGGUCUACAAUCGUUCACAAAACGAUGAGAAGGAAUGUGUGACGGCCUUGCUCGGUGGGAACGCCGCUGGAAUUCAAACGCCUCCGAUGCUAGUCUAUGCCUACAAACGCAUGCCAUCCAAUAUUUUGCUCAACUUGCCAGCGGACUGGAGUGUAGGCAUUUCCGACAACGGGUGGCAAACUCAAAAUACAUUCAUGGAUUACAUCAGCAAUGUCUUUUGCAAGUGGUUGACCGAAUCAAACAUCAAAUUACCAGUCAUACUGUUUAUCGACGGUCACAAGUCACACAUUUCACUUACUCUCAGCGAGUUCUGUUCCGCUCAUCAAAUUGAGCUGGUUGCAUUGUACCCGAAUGCGACACACAUCAUUCAGCCAAUGGAUGUAGUUGUCUUCAAGCCUCUGGGUGCAGCUUGGGAAAUAAAAUUGAAAGAUUGGAAAAUCAAUCACGAAUUUGCCAAAAUCGAUAAAAAAGACAUUGCCCCAAUUCUAAGUGAAUCGAUAAAGGCAGUUGAUUAUGCUGGACUUCUGCAAACCGGCUUCAAACGUUGUGGUCUGUUUCCGUUCGAUGUCGCAAAUAUAAACUUCUCCAGAUUGCUACCUCCAACGACCAAUGACAUUUCAGAGGAUCAACUUUUGAAUGAUGACGAUUCUACCGAACCAAAUCCGGUUGAAAGCAAGCAAAGAGUUCUGGACAAAUUGAAAAUCUUCGAAGAGCUGAUUGAACCGACUGUUUUAAAUAUGUUUCGCUCAUGUAGAGGAGAUUGGAAUGGACCGAUCGAAUACACCGCGCUUUAUACACUUUGGUGGAAACUAUACACCGACACAACAGCAUUCAUUUCAAUGGAGGACGAAGAGGCUAUUAUGAUAAUUGAUGUUGAGACAUCGAAUUCUGAAAUGUGUGCUCCAUCAAAUGAACGUCAACAUAACACGGAGGUUUUCAUUGUUGGUGAUAAUGGACAAUUACUGAACUGUGAUGGUACUCAGGUCAUUGUAUUUGGAGACAACGAAGUUGUGGUCGACGAUAUGGCUGAUUCUAUCACCGAUACGAUAGUUCCGCCCGAUGCGAUCAUUCCGCUUGAUAUGAUAGUUCCGGCCGAUACGAUAGUUCCGCUUAUCGAAGAGUGCGACUCGAUGGUCAUCCAAAAUAGUGCUAUCGGUUGUGAUCGGUCGAUGAAAUUGAAUAUGGAAAGUAUCUUUGAUCAAAAACCAUUGGAAAUAGACGUAAGUGGACAAGGACAAUCGCAAAUACCAAUGUCCGAUGAUCCGAAAGAAAUGAGCAUCGACGAUAACAGUUUAAUCGAAAUGAACAUCGAAGACGAUAAGAACACCAAGGCCGACCCGACAAUUUUAACGAAACACAUCCAAUCGAAAAUGGCCGAUACACAAUCGUUCGACGAGGUUGCAUUCAAGAAAUCGUUUGUGGUUCCAAAACCGAAGGAAAGCAAGAAGAAGAAAAAUGUUCAGAAGGAAAGAGUAUCGACAGUUAUUACUAGUGAAGCUUGGAAAGAGAGUGAACAGAAAAAAUUACGGGAAAAGCAACGAGUGGAGGCCGAAAAAGAAGCACGGAAAAUUGAACGUGAACGGAAGAAAAUUUUGGCAGCUGAAUUGAAAGUCGAGAAGGAGAUUGCUAAAGAAAAGAAAAAAAUUGAGAAGGCUGAAAAGGAUGCUCAGAAAAAGAAGACUCGAAAAGGUACAAAAAAGAGUGUGUAAAAUAACUUUGGGCUAUUGUUGUAAUCGGAUUGUAUUGAACUUUAUUUUAAGCUAUUGUUACUAUCGGAUUGUAUUGAAUUUAAUUUUGAAUUGCCUACGGCCCAGUUCCAAAAC
This is a messenger RNA of Bradysia coprophila, 2395 nucleotides long. RefSeq lists its product as uncharacterized. NCBI's taxonomy places the organism in Eukaryota, Metazoa, Arthropoda, Insecta, Diptera, Sciaridae. The record is from RefSeq and is a predicted model, not a curated record.